Amorphotheca resinae ATCC 22711 is the source of this 1420-nucleotide messenger RNA. RefSeq lists its product as hypothetical. Gene Ontology annotation, biological process: deadenylation-dependent decapping of nuclear-transcribed mRNA. The coding region runs from base 180 to 1166 and encodes 328 amino acids. The transcript is spliced from 3 exons. NCBI's taxonomy places the organism in Eukaryota, Fungi, Ascomycota, Leotiomycetes, Helotiales, Amorphothecaceae. Gene Ontology annotation, cellular component: nucleus; P-body. The record is from RefSeq and is a predicted model, not a curated record. Gene Ontology annotation, molecular function: RNA 7-methylguanosine cap binding; hydrolase activity.
AACGGAUCUAGCACGGGGAAAAGUUGUCCGUGAGUUGGGUGUCAUCUAUCUUCCAUCUCAGCUAUGAAUCCGGACCUAGAGAUUUAGAAGACCACAGCAUUCCCUUCCUACCUCACAAUCUGUAUUUUCCUAGAUCGUACUCCCUCUCGGAUAGAUCAUCUACCUACAAUACCUACAAAAUGGGCGAGACCAGCUCCAACCCCGAAGCUCUGAUCCCCGCCUUCAAGCUCGAACGAGUGCUUAACCAAGACCAAGCCGGCCGACGAACCAUUCUCCACGGACACAUCUCAGACAAACCCGCGAUCCUGAUCCUUGAGCGGGCGCCCUUCCCCACCUCACCAGCCUACCUCUCGCAGCUGCCCAGCACGCUACAAACGCUCACGAACCUCGGCGCGAACGACGUAUACUUCUGGUAUCUUGCCAACAGCGGGGUUUCGAACGGCGACUCGACGCCCGGGGAAUCAGCGGAUCUGAAGAUUAACCUUAUAUAUCCGUGUACGGAACAGCAUGUUAAGAAAUAUAGUAGGCAGGGCGUGAGGAUGGUGGUUGAGACGCCGGAGAUAUACGCGGAGAAGAUACGACCGUAUAUGUUGCAGAAACGGGAAGAGGGGAGGUUGAACUGGGUGUGGAAUAUCAUAGAUGGGAAGACGGAGGUCGAGGACGUGAUUUAUCGGACGCCGCGGGGUCGCGACGGGGAUGAGGGGUUCUUAUUACUGCCUGAUCUGAACUGGGAUCGCAAGACGAUAGAGGGCUUGCAUUUGCUGGGCUUGGUGGAGAGAAUGGAUAUCUGGAGUUUGCGAGAUUUGAAGAAGAAGCAUAUUCCCUGGCUGAAGGAUAUGAGGGCCAAGCUCAUAGAAGCUACGGUGAAGACGUAUCCGAUGGUGGAAGAGGACCAGCUGAAGCUGUAUGUGCACUAUCAACCUACAUACUACCAUUUCCACAUCCACAUCGUGCAUGUGGCAUUGGAGUCGGGAGCUACGCAGGCUACGGGGAAGGCCAUUGGGCUAGAGAGCAUUAUUGAACAAUUGCAGUCGAUGGCAGGAGAUCAGGAGGCGGGAAUGGAUACAGUGGCUUUGCAUUAUACAGUUGGGGAAGCUAGUGAGCUUUGGACGGAAAUAUUCGAACCCAUUAAGAAGACUGGUGGUAGAGCUUCUCAAUCGCAAUGACAAGAUCGUUGACCCCGGCUCCGUUCGGGCAGUCCUUCCACUCACCUCCAUCGCGCACGCAGUAUAUCUCGUUGUUUAAUCGCACCGUGCAGGACUUUGUUACGCCAGCAUCUUUGCUCCUCCUAACGCUUUCCCUCAACAUCCCCAUACCAAAACCACCAUCAUCUCUCGCAGCGCACUCGUUGAGCUUUGCAAAGUCCAUGCCGUGCUCCAGCGCGCAAUCCUCUAUCAAACUGCGCUGGGGUAUUUCGUCG